This is a messenger RNA of Parastagonospora nodorum SN15, 1524 nucleotides long. RefSeq lists its product as hypothetical. Gene Ontology annotation, molecular function: heme binding; oxidoreductase activity, acting on paired donors, with incorporation or reduction of molecular oxygen; iron ion binding. The transcript is spliced from 3 exons. Lineage: Eukaryota; Fungi; Ascomycota; Dothideomycetes; Pleosporales; Phaeosphaeriaceae. Bases 1 to 1524 code for a protein of 507 amino acids. The record is from RefSeq and is a predicted model, not a curated record.
AUGUCCAUACUUACAGAACUCUACACAUUGAGGUUCCUGCUCACUUCAGCCGCGGUGUUGGUCUAUGUAGCGACCAAGAUCCACGCAUACAGACGCCUUUCAGCCUUCAAAGGGCCAUUCAGCACAGGCUGGUGUGAAGUAUGGCACUCGAGUCGCAUCAUUAGCGUGGACUCGCAUCUUGCAUAUCAAGCAGUCAACGACAAGUAUGGCCCCAUCGCACGAGUUGGUCCAAACGACUUGAUUACCUCGUCACCAGAGUUGCUCGCUCACAUGAACGGCGUUCGAUCUCCAUAUACCAGGUCGUGGUGGUUCAACAAGGCAACGAGAGUUGAGCCAGGAAAGGAUCACAUCUUCAGUGAGGUCGAUGAGUCUAGGCACACCAAACGGCGCGCGCAGAUGGCUGCUGGUUAUUCCGGCAAAGAGAAUCUGACCUUGGAACACGACAUCGAUGCCUGCGUCCAGGAACUUCUGUGUCUUAUCUCAUCGAAGUAUCUCAGUACCGAUGCUGGUGCGAGACCUGUUGAUAUUGGCCACAAGAUCCAGCUCUUUGCCAUCGACGUAAUUAGCACUAUCGGAUUUGGUGAGCCUUUUGGCGACAUCAAGGCCGAUGAUGAUCUCAAUGACUACAUCAAAUCCACGGAAGAAGGCCUCACUAUCAUGAAGUUUACCACGGCGCUCGGCUUGACGUCAAUCCUUCAAUGGCCGCCAAUCGCCCACCUCCUCGGCCCAAAGGAAAGUGACAAGAGUGGUUUUGGAAAGCUGAUGGGCACAGCACGCGCGAUCAUCGACGCGCGCUUCAAGAAGUCGGUUGAGGGAAAGUCAGACAUGCUCUCAUCCUUUGUGCGACAUGGCUUGACCAAGGAAGAAGUCUUCACUGAGGCGAUGCUGCAGAUUAUAGCAGGGAGUGACACGACUGCGACCGCAUUACGGUGUAUUCUGUUGUACCUCACUACACAUUCACGCGUCUGCUCAAAAUUGCGCGCUGAGAUCGAUGCCAAUGUGCUCUCCGGCGCUGCGCCACCUGCUGGAAGCAUUGUCUCGGACGAUUGCCUGAAGAACAUGCCAUAUCUGCAAGCUGUUGUGCGGGAAGGACUGCGCAUUCACCCUCCCAUUACAGAUGUCGUGCCAAAGAAGGUUCCUGUGGGUGGUGAUACUUUCACGAUCGACGGCCAUGUACACUACUUCCCCGGCGGCACGAACAUCGGCUACACCGCUUGGGCUGUGAAUCGCGACAAGACUAUCUUUGGUGAAGAUGCUGGAACAUUCCGACCGGAGCGAUGGUUGGUUGAGGAAAAUGAUCAAGUUAGUGUCCAACGGCUGGCUGCGAUGCGACGCACAACAGAGAUGAUUUUUGGUUACGGCAAGUAUCAAUGCUUGGGAAAAUCGAUCGCAUGGCUUGAGAUCACCAAGGUGACCUUCCGAAGACAAUAUGUAUAUGACGAUAACCAAACGGUCACGUUGAAGGCUGCGAAAACAUCUGCGGCGGGCAUUGGUGGUAGCCAGGAGGGUGUCGGUUCAGUAUGA